Molecule: messenger RNA, 443 nt
Organism: Selaginella moellendorffii
Lineage: Eukaryota; Viridiplantae; Streptophyta; Lycopodiopsida; Selaginellales; Selaginellaceae
Product: protein PHOTOSYSTEM I ASSEMBLY 2, chloroplastic-like
Exons: 4
Coding region: 9-323 (104 amino acids)
Source: RefSeq, a predicted model, not a curated record
AACAGGGGAUGGAUGAUCCGGGAUGGGCGGUCAUGGCGACCAUCUUUGCAUUGCAAUUCGCGGCCACAACGCUAGCAAGAAAUCCGCGAUGGCUCCUAUCGAUGGUGCGAAUUAAACCCAAGAAAUGCAAGGAAUGUUUGGGAACUGGCUACAAUCUCUGCCUAAUGUGCAAGGCCCGCGGCAAACAAGGUGGGCUCUUCACUGGAUCGCCGCUCGAGAAGUGCUCGCUAUGCCAAGGCCGGGGAAAGAUCAGCUGCGUGCGCUGCGCGGGCACUGGUAUCGCGAAUCGCCUCUUCUUCCGCCUCAAGAAAUCCUCCCGAUAAAAAAUCUUCAAAUUCUGUUUUUAUAGCGUUCACGUCAGCCCUAACAUUUGAAUUCGUGUUUUAGGGUUCUUCAUUCGAAUGUACAAAACAUAUAACAAAGCUCACGCCCGUUUCCUCGCU